AUGUUGGCUCUAAAGCUUAGUUUGACAAAAGUCUUGGUCGUUUCCAUUAUAUCCAUAGUUUCCUAUGCAAGCUUGAAUGUUGAAAUUGAAGCUCUGAAAGCUUUCAAGAACUCCAUCACUGGUGACCCAAAUGGAGCUCUAGCAGAUUGGGUUGAAGUCACCACCACUGCAACUGUUAGUCUUCAGCUCAAAGGGGAGAUUUCAACUUUCCUUGGAAACAUUUCAGGCCUUCAGGUUUUUGACAUAACUUCAUACUCAUUCACUGGCUACAUUCCUGCUCAGCUUACACAUUUAGAAUACCUUCUACUGUUCCAAAAUUCCUUGAGUGGAAAAAUCCCUUCCGAGCUUGCUAAGUGUAGCAAGCUUUUAAAUCUUGAGUUAUAUGAGAAUCAGUUUACUGGAAGUAUUCCUCCCGAGCUAGGAAAUUUAUUUCGGUUGGAGACUUUGAGAUUAUAUCACAAUAACUUGAAUUCCACCAUUCCCUCUUCCAUAUUCCGUCUACAUGGAAAUCUACUAGAAGGUAGAAUACCUGAUAAGCUCUCUGAAUUAAAAGACCUCACCAAACUUUUGCUCCAUCAAAACAAGUUGAUUGGUAAAAUACCUGAUUCUAUCUCAAAGCUUCAUAUGCUUUCACACUUAGACCUUCAUGGAAACAAACUUAAUGGGUACAUUCCAAGAAGCAUGGGGCAGCUUAAUCAUCUUUUAGUUUUGGACCUCUCUCACAACCAGAUCAGAGGACCAAUUCCCAGAGAUGUCAUUGCACGCUUCAAAAACAUGCAGAUCUAUCUUAACCUUUCUUACAACCACUUGGAUGGAAAUGUUCCAGCUGAGUUGGGCAUGUUGGAAAUGAUACAAGCUAUUGACAUUUCAAACAAUAAUCUUUCGGGUUUCAUUCCCAGAACACUUGCUGGGUGCAGAAAUCUGUUCAAUCUCGAUUUUUCACGAAACAAUGUUUCAGGUCCUAUUCCUGCAGAAGCUUUUAGUCACAUGGACUUGGUUGAAAGCUUAAACCUCUCAAGAAACAAUUUAGAAGGUGAAAUCCCAGAAAUAUUGGUAGAACUUGAUCACCUCAGUUCCCUAGAUCUUUCUCAUAAUAACUUGAAUGGCAAUAUUCCUGAGGGCUUUGCCAAACAUUCCAACUUGGUGCAUCUCAACCUUUCCUUCAAUCAACUUGAAGGUCCUGUACCUACGACCGGAAUAUUUGCACACAUCAAUGCAUCCAGUAUAAUGGGAAACCAGAAUCUUUGUGGAGCAAAGUUCUUAUCGCCAUGCGAAGUGGGAAGACAUUCACCAUCUAAGAAAGGCAUAUCUAUUAUCGCUGCACUAGGAUCUCUUGCUAUACUUUUAUUUCUAGUGUUGGUGUUUCUAAUUCUCAAUAGAGUAACGAAACUCAGAAAUUCUAAAGAAAGGGAUAUUAGUGUGAAUCAUGGACCAGAAUACAGUUCUGCAUUGACUCUUAAAAGGUUAAAUUCAAAGGACUUGGAAAAUGCCACUAGUUUCUUCAACACUGAUACCAUCAUUGGUGGUAGUAGUCUGAGCACAGUUUACAAGGGCCACAUGGAAGAUGGCCGGGUUGUAGCCUUUAAAAGAUUGAACUUGCAACAAUUUUCUGCUAAUACUGACAAGAUCUUCAAGAGAGAAGUCAACACCUUGAGCCAGAUGAGACAUAGGAAUUUGGUCAAGGUAAUUGGAUAUGCCUGGGAGACUGGGAAAAUGAAAGCUUUGAUUUUAGAGUACAUGGAGAAUGGGAAUUUGGAUAGCAUCAUACAUGGAAAAGGGGUGGAUCAGCUUGUGAUCUCUAGGUGGACAUUAUCUGAAAGAGUCCGAGUUUUCAUUUCUAUUGCUAGUGCACUGGACUAUUUGCACUCUGGUUAUGAUUUUCCCAUUGUACACUGUGAUUUAAAGCCAUAUAACAUCCUCUUAGAUGGACAAUGGGAAGCUCAUGUCAGUGACUUUGGAGCAGCCCGAAUACUUGGCCUUCAUCUGCAGGAUGGAAGUAACCUUUUGUCAUCAGCAGCUUUGCAAGGCACAAUUGGCUGUAUGGCACCAGAAUUUGCCUACAUGAGGAAAGUAACCACUAAAGCGGAUGUAUUCAGCUUUGGUAUCAUAGUAAUGGAGGUUCUAACAAAAAGAAGGCCAACAGGACUCUCAGAAGAGGAUGGUUUGUCAAUCACUUUGCGUGAAGUAGUGGCAAAAGCCCUUGCAAAUGGAAUAGAAAAACUUGCCAAUAUUGUGGACCCUUUGUUGUACUGGAAUGUUACCCAAGACCGUGAUGAAGGGUUGCCACAGCUCAUUAAGUUAUCCCUGUGCUGCACCCUCCCUGAUCCUGAACAUCGACCCAAUAUGAAUGUGUUUUAUCUUCCCUUAAGAAGCUUCAAACAGCACUGUCCUGUUAAAUGA
Molecule: messenger RNA, 2400 nt
Organism: Sphenostylis stenocarpa
Lineage: Eukaryota; Viridiplantae; Streptophyta; Magnoliopsida; Fabales; Fabaceae
Source: the annotation of a GenBank genome assembly